Drosophila novamexicana is the source of this 7902-nucleotide messenger RNA. It is a transcript of the gene brp, whose product is annotated as ELKS/Rab6-interacting/CAST family member 1. The transcript has 23 exons. Gene Ontology annotation, biological process: neuromuscular synaptic transmission; regulation of synaptic plasticity; maintenance of presynaptic active zone structure. NCBI's taxonomy places the organism in Eukaryota, Metazoa, Arthropoda, Insecta, Diptera, Drosophilidae. Gene Ontology annotation, molecular function: structural constituent of presynaptic active zone. Gene Ontology annotation, cellular component: cytoskeleton of presynaptic active zone. The coding region runs from base 293 to 6997 and encodes 2234 amino acids. The record is from RefSeq and is a predicted model, not a curated record.
CAUACGCCGCGUUCACACUUCAAGCAUUCAAAAUUCAUCGUCUAAGCAAAGCGGAUGCAGCCAAGCGAGCGAGCAAUUGAAUGAAUUUAACAUAGAACCAAUAUAAAAGCCAAUCAAAACGUGCAUAUCAAUCUAGAGCAGACAAACCAAAGAAAUUCAAUCAAACGAAGCAUUUAACAGGACAGCCACAACAACAACUGAAGCAGAAGCAACAACGACAACAACACAGACAGCAACAACAACAACAAGAAGAAGAACUGCGUGGGUGCAUGCCGCGGAUGAGCCGCGGAUUAUGUCACGUGACGAUUAUAAUCCAGUGAAUAGCUCUGGUGUGCGCAGUCCGGGUCGCGUGCGUCGGCUCCAGGAAUUGCCAACGGUCGAUCGCUCACCAUCACGGGAUUACGGCGCACGCGGAAGUCCACUAGCAAUGGGCAGUCCAUACUACCGCGACAUGGAUGAGCCAACAAGUCCCGCCGGUGCGGGACACCAUCGCAGCCGCAGCGCCAGCAGACCACCGAUGUCACAUGCCAUGGACUAUCCAAGAACCCGCUAUCAGUCGCUCGAUCGCGGCGGCCUUGUGGAUCCGCAUGAACGUGAAUUCAUUCCCAUACGAGAGCCGCGUGAUCGCUCCCGGGACAGAUCCCUGGAAAGAGGACUCUACCUGGAGGACGAACUGUACGGCCGUUCGGCGCGACAAAGUCCCAAUGCGCUAGGAGGCUAUAACACGGGUAUGCCCACAUCGGAUCGUGCCUAUCUGGGGGAUUUGCAGCAUCAGAAUACGGAUCUGCAGCGUGAGCUGGGCAAUCUGAAGCGGGAGCUGGAGCUGACGAAUCAAAAGCUGGGCAGCUCGAUGCACAGCAUCAAGACAUUCUGGUCGCCGGAGCUAAAGAAAGAGCGGGCGCUGCGCAAGGAGGAGAGCGCCAAGUACAGUCUGAUCAACGAUCAGCUAAAGCUGCUUAGCACAGAGAAUCAGAAACAAGCGAUGCUCGUGCGCCAGCUGGAGGAGGAGCUGCGUCUGCGCAUGCGCCAGCCCAAUCUCGAGAUGCAGCAGCAAAUGGAGGCCAUCUACGCGGAGAACGAUCAUCUGCAGCGCGAGAUCAGCAUAUUGCGCGAGACCAUCAAGGAUCUCGAGUGCCGCGUGGAAACCCAAAAGCAGACGCUCAUCGCGCGCGACGAGAGCAUCAAGAAGCUGCUCGAAAUGCUGCAGGCCAAGGGCAUGGGCAAAGAGGAGGAGCGCCAAAUGUUCCAGCAAAUGCAGGCGAUGGCACAGAAACAGAUGUACAAUAACUUCACGGGCGGAAGCGGAAGCCCCCCACUGCCCGAUAUCAUUGGACAAUAUUACGGACCAGUCACAGCCGGCGGCUACGUUGGACCGGGCGUCACAACAACCUCGCUCAACGGCGGCUAUGGCAAUGCCUAUGAACUGUACGGGCCAAGCAGUUCGACGGGCUAUUUGUAUGAUCCACAGAUUUACGGACAGCAAACAUCACCGAUACGGAGGAGACGUUAUAGCAUUGCCGGUCUGCCAUCGGCGACCAUGUACAACGAUGUCUACGGUUAUCCGGCGCCAACAUUGCAACAGACUAGCUCCUCGAACAUUGUCAAUCUGCUGAACGAGGCAAACAAAUCGAUAUCGCGCUCAUCACAGAUCCUGAACCUGAGCCACCAGGCCAGACAGCUAAGCGGUGGUCAGUGCCAGCAACAGCAGCUGGUGACAACACCGCUGUCCGGCCGUGUGGUAUCCAGUUAUCCGACGCUGCAUGGUGGCGAUUAUUCGCCGCCGUAUCUAAACGAUAACCUGCUGCAAAUGUCGACAAGCUUCUCAUCCCAGCCCAAUAUGUACUUCCAGCCGCAGCAGCCGACGCAGCUGACGGCCGCACAAAGUGCCGCUGCGGCGGCUGCACGACUGCGACCCGCCUACUCCGUAUCGAAUCUUGUCGGUGGCUAUCUGCCAGCCAGCUGCAAGUACGGUGCAACGGGUUACGCGAAUCCCUAUCAGAGCGAUCUAACCGGCUACGGUCUUGGUCUCGGUCUCGGUCUGGGUUCGGGUGCGGGUCUUGGCUCGAAUCUGGGCCUGGGCCUGGGCCUGCCGCCGGCAUCGGCGCAACAACGCCAGCUCAUGUCACACUCACUGCAUGCCUCCAAUCCCGCCAUAACGCAGUACUAUCAGCAACAGCAUUCGAUGCCACCGCCGGCCAGCUCGACGCUGGCCUACAAUCUGCAUCAGCAGUUCGCCGGCACUCAACAGCAGCAGCAGCAGCAACAGCAGCAGCAGCAGGCGGCACAUUCGCAUAUACAGGCCUCGGUGCAGCAGCAGAUGAACCCGCAGUAUCAGUAUCAUGUGCAUCAGCACCAGAAUCAUCUGCAAACCCAUCCGCUGGCAUCGCUGGCCAAUACGAGCGGCCCAUUUGGCGGUACGCUGGCGAGCAGCGCUCGAGAUGUUGGCGUCGGCUACGAACCGCUGCAUCAUGCUUCGCAUCUGGCGUCGCAUCAUCAUACGCAUCCGCAUACGCAUCAUCAUCAUCAUUUAGCGGCCGGGCUGCAUGCCCCACCAUAUUCGCACACGCAUCAUCAGCAGCAGCUACAACAACAACAACAACACCAUCAUCACCACCAUUUGCCAUACUCGAAACUAGACUUAGAUUACCCGAAACUGCCGCAAGAGCAUAAGCGACAAUUGGACGAAUUCCGUCUUGAAAUACAAAGAAGGGAUCAAGAGAUCUUGGCGAUGGCGGCCAAAAUGAAAACGCUCGAGGAGCAGCAUCAGGACUAUCAGCGGCACAUAGCGGUGCUCAAGGAGUCGCUAUGUGCCAAAGAGGAGCACUACAAUAUGCUGCAGACGGACGUUGAGGAGAUGCGCGCCCGGCUCGAGGAGAAGAAUCGCCUCAUCGAGAAGAAGACACAGGGCACCCUGCACACUGUUCAGGAGCGAAAUCGUUUGACCAGCGAGCUAACCGAGCUCAAGGAUCACAUGGACAUUAAGGAUCGCAAGAUCAGUGUGCUGCAGCGCAAGAUUGAGAACCUGGAGGAUCUGCUGAAGGAGAAGGAUAACCAGGUGGACAUGGCCCGUGCUCGACUGUCCGCCAUGCAGGCCCACCACAGCAGCUCCGAGGGCGCACUCACCAGCCUGGAGGAGGCCAUCGGCGACAAGGAGAAGCAAAUGGCGCAGCUGCGCGAGCAGAGGGAUCGCGCCGAGCACGAAAAGCAGGAGGAGCGCGAUCUGCAUGAACGCGAGGUGGCCGACUACAAAAUGAAACUGCGCGCCGCCGAAAGCGAUGUGGAGAAGCUGCAAACGCGACUUGAGCGUGCUGUCAACGAGCGCGAACGGCUCGAGAUCAAGCUGGAGGCAUCGCAAAGCGAACUGGGCAAAUCGAAGGCGGAACUGGAGAAGGCCACCUGCGAAAUGGGACGCAGCAGCGCCGAUUGGGAGUCGACAAAGCAGCGCAUCGCACGCUUGGAGCUGGAGAAUGAGCGGCUGAAACACGAUCUGGAACGUUCGCAGAAUGUACAAAAGUUAAUGUUCGAAACGGGCAAAAUAUCGACGACAUUCGGACGCACCACAAUGACCACAUCCCAGGAGCUGGAUCGAGCGCAGGAGCGCGCGGACAAGGCUGCCGCCGAGCUGCGACGCACUCAGGCCGAGCUGAGAGUGACACAGUCGGAUGCGGAACGCGCACGCGAAGAGGCCGCCGCCCUGCAGGAGAAGUUGGAGAAGAGCCAGGGCGAAGUUUACCGGCUGAAGGCGAAGCUGGAGAAUGCCCAGGGCGAGCAGGAGAGUCUGCGCCAGGAGCUGGAGAAGGCGCAGAGCGGCGUCUCGCGUAUACACGCCGAUCGCGAUCGGGCGUUCGCCGAGGUGGAGAAGAUCAAGGAGGAAAUGGAGCGCACGCAGGCAACGCUGGGCAAGGCGCAGCUGCAGCACGAGAAGCUGCAAAACACGCUGGACAAGGCACAGAACGAGGUCGAUCAUCUGCAGGAUAAACUAGAUAAGGCCGGCACCGAGAAUCGACGUCUGGUGCUCGAAAAGGAGAAGCUCACCUAUGACUACGAUAAUCUCCAAUCGCAGCUGGACAAGGCACUCGGCCAAGCGGCGCGCAUGCAGAAGGAACGCGAAACUCUCACGCUGGAUACGGAUCGCAUACGCGAAAAGCUUGAAAAGACGCAGAUGCAGCUAGCGCGCAUACAAAAGGAAAGGGAUCAGUUCUCCGAUGAACUGGAAACGCUCAAGGAGCGCUCGGAAUCCUCCCAGACGCUGCUCAUGAAGGCCGCACGAGAUCGUGAGGCGAUGCAAACCGAUCUGGAAGUACUUAAAGAGCGCUAUGAGAAAUCGCAUGCCAUACAGCAGAAACUGCAGAUGGAGCGCGAUGAUGCUGUUACCGAGGUGGAAAUACUCAAGGAGAAACUGGACAAGGCUCUCUAUGCCAGCCAGAAGCUCAUCGACGAGAAGGACACCUCCAACAAGGAGUUCGAGAAGAUGCUGGAGAAGUACGAUCGUGCUCAGAACGAGAUCUAUCGCCUGCAAUCGCGCUGCGAUACCGCUGAGGCGGAUCGCGCCCGACUUGAGGUGGAGGCCGAACGCUCCGGCUUGGCCGCCUCGAAGGCGCGCGAGGAUCUGCGCAAGCUGCAGGACGAAAGCACACGGCUGCAGGAGGCCUGCGAUCGUGCCGCUCUGCAGCUCAGUCGCGCCAAGGAGUGCGAGGAUAAUGCGCGCACCGAACUGGAACACAAUCGGGAUCGAUUCGAUAAGAUGCAAACGGACAUACGACGCGCCCAGGGCGAAAAGGAGCACUUCCAAUCGGAGCUGGAGCGCGUCACCUACGAGCUGGAGCGUGCCCAUGCGGCACAGACCAAGGCGGCCGCCAGCGUGGAGGCCGCCAAGGAGGAGGCAGCCCACUAUGCUGUUGAGCUGGAGAAGCUGCGCGAGCGCUACGAAAAGAAUCAGGUGGAGCUGCGCAAGCUGCAGGACACAGACACAUUCGGACGUGAGACGCGUCGCCUCAAGGAGGAGAACGAACGGUUGCGCGAGAAGCUGGAUAAGACACUGAUGGAGCUGGAGACGAUACGCGGCAAGUCGCAGUACGAGUCGGAAUCCUUUGAGAAAUACAAGGAUAAGUACGAGAAGAUCGAGACCGAAAUACAGAACAUGGAGUCGAAGCUGCACGAGACCAGUCUGCAGCUCGAACUGUCCAAGGGCGAGGUCGCUAAAUUGCUGGCCAACCAGGACAAACAGCGCAGCGAGCUGGAGCGUGCCCAUAUUGAGCGUGAGAAGGCGCGGGACAAGCACGAGAAACUGCUGAAGGAGGUCGAUCGUUUGCGCCUGCAACAGUCCUCGGUGAGCCCCGGCGAGCCGGUGCGCUCGUCCGCCGCGAUCUCAGCGGGCGAGCGACAGGAGAUCGAUCGGCUGCGUGAUCGCCUCGAGAAGGCGCUGCAGUCGCGCGAUGCUACCGAACUGGAGGCCGGUCGCUUGGCCAAGGAACUGGAGAAGGCACAAAUGCAUUUGGCCAAACAGCAGGAGAAUACCGAGUCCACGCGCAUCGAAUUCGAGCGCAUGGGCGCCGAGCUUGGACGCCUGCACGAUCGUCUCGAGAAAUCCGAGUCGGAAAAAGAAGCUCUGCGACAGAGCAGUCGCGGCGCCGGUGCCGCCAGCGGCGCCCAUCCACAGCUGGAGAAGCACGUCCAGAAGCUGGAGAACGAUGUCAAACAGCUGGCCAUGGAGCGCGAACAGCUUGUGCUGCAGCUGGAAAAGAGUCAGGAGAUACUGAUGAACUUCCAGAAGGAGCUACAAAACGCCGAACAGGAAUUGCAAAAGACCCGCGAGGAGAAUCGCAAGCUGCGCAACGGCCAGCCCGUUGCGCCCGCCGCACCCGCCGAAAUUCAGGCCAUGCAAAAAGAGAUCCAAACGCUGCAGCAGAAGCUGCAGGAAUCGGAGCGCGCCCUGGCAGCCGCGGGACCACAACAACAACAGGCAGCGGCAGCCGCAGCGGGCGCCAGCCGCGAGGAGAUCGAACAGUGGCGCAAGGUUAUCGAGCAGGAGAAGAAUCGCGCCGACAUGGCCGACAAGGCGGCCCAGGAGAUGCACAAGCGCAUACAGCUGAUGGACCAACACAUCAAGGAUCAGCACGCCCAGAUGCAAAAGAUGCAGCAGCAGAUGACGCAACAGCAGCAGCAGGCAGCGCAGCAGCAGCAAACGGCGGCAGCCAGCGGCGGCGUCGAUGCCAAGGAGCUUGAAAAGGUCAAAGUUGAACUGCAGGCGGCCUGCACGGAGCGUGAUCGCUUCCAGCAGCAGCUGGAGCUAUUGGUGCAGGAGCUCGAAAAGAGCCAGUUGUCCAAUCAGGAGCAGGCGAAGCAGCUGCAGACGGCGCAGCAGCAAGUGCAGCAGCUGCAGCAGCAGAUCCAACAGCUGCAGCAGCAAAUGCAACAGCUGCAGCAGGCGGGCAGCGCGGGCGCCGCAGCAACAGACGUGCAGCGGCAGCAACUGGAGCAGCAGCAGAAGCAGCUGGAGGAGGUGCGCAAACAGAUUGACAACCAGGCGAAGGCUACCGAAAGCGAACGCAAGAUAAUCGACGAGCAGCGCAAACAGAUCGAGGCCAAGCGCAAGGAUAUCGAGGACAAGGAAAAGAAAAUGGCCGAGUUCGAUGUGCAGCUGCGCAAGCGAAAGGAGCAAAUGGAUCAGCUGGAAAAGUCAUUGCAGACCCAGGGCGGCGGCGCAGCGGCCGCCGGCGAGCUUAACAAGAAGCUAAUGGACUCACAGCGGCAGCUCGAGGCCUGCGUCAAGGAACUGCAAAACACAAAAGAGGAGCACAAGAAGGCGGCAACCGAAACGGAGCGCCUGCUGCAAUUGGUACAAAUGUCACAGGAGGAGCAGAAUGCCAAAGAGAAGACUAUUAUGGAUUUGCAACAAGCCUUAAAGAUCGCUCAAGCCAAAGUCAAACAAGCACAAACACAACAGCAGCAGCAGCAGGACGCCGGACCCGCUGGCUUCUUGAAGAGCUUCUUCUAAACCGAAAGCGUAUAAGUACUUGUCUCGCCGCAAGUAUAAGUACAAGCCUAACACAACAAAUAACAGCACUGUCUACUAUUUUGUAUACAACCGAUUACCGAUAUACCGACUAUGCAGUAUUUCUUCUACUACUAUGUACCACACACACACACACACAUUUGUAAAUGACAUAUGUAAAUGCAAGCAAAUUAUUUGAUAUUUAUUAUAUUGUAAUUAGGUUGCCGCUAUACUCAAAUUAUGAAUGCAUUUAUGUAAAUGUCAGAUUUGUAACUCUCUCCAUUUCGAACUUCAACUUAACUCUCCCUCUCAAUCGAUUUCGAACCCCUCUCUCUCUCACUCUCUCUUGCUCUUGCUCUCGCUGUCUGGUUAACAGUUUGUUCGUCUUAUACGCUGUAAAGUAGACUACACUUUUCCAGCACCGGCUCGAAUUGAGCUUACACGACAUCCGAUACCCUGUAAAUGAACAAUUUUAUCAAAUUUCAAAGUUCUCUACAAAUAUUUUGCACUUUUUCCAAGUUGUGUAAACUCAAAUUGAGUUCGUUUUGUUUUAAUCGGCACGAUCCCCAGUUUUGCAUACGGCGCGAAUGUGAUUCACAAAAGCAAGAUAAAGCGAAACAAAUGAAUAAAUCAACUAAUUAUUAAAUAUACAUGCAUAAAUACUACAUAUAAAUUGUUAGGCAACGUAUCGUAUAAUUAUGAAAAGUAGCUAACGAUGUGCUAGCCUCUGUUAUAGUUAGUUAAAAACUGAACAAAUCCAAAAUCGCAGAACAUAAAUCCAUAUAUAUACAUAUAUAUACUAUAUAUUUAUCAGACACUGUACAUAGAGCAUCUAUCGUAGUCGUACGAUCCGAAUACGAAUACAAAUAAAGAGUAGAGCAAUAAAUUUAUAUAUAACCCCUGAUACG